Molecule: messenger RNA, 1515 nt
Organism: Trichoderma reesei QM6a
Lineage: Eukaryota; Fungi; Ascomycota; Sordariomycetes; Hypocreales; Hypocreaceae
Exons: 1
Coding region: 322-1506 (394 amino acids)
Biological process (GO): spliceosomal tri-snRNP complex assembly
Source: RefSeq, a predicted model, not a curated record
UCCGUGGCCGUGCUGGGAGCCCACCCCUACGGCUCCCUCCAGCUCGUCCAGCCUGGCGAGCUGCCGCCGCCUGACGAGGGCUCCGACGAAGGAGAGGAGGAGGCUGGCAGCCCGCCGCCGCUGGAACCCAUCACGAGCCUCGAUGGGCAGAGGCGUGUCCAGUUCAGCGAUGAUCCUCCAGAGAUCAGAUACCGAGAACCCAGUCUGUCUGGAUCGUGCGAGACGCUGGACACCAUCACCCAUUCGCUGGCGGGCGGACAGGGAGGAGACGUGCUGCUCGUCCUGGACCUGCCCGAGUACUAUCUCGUGGGCUGCGACACCAUGUCGUUUACCGCCAGACAGUUCCGAGGCGUCAGGGACAUCCCGCCUGGCCCUCACUUCUUGUGGGUCACCCACCCCGAGAGCGGCGCUGUCCGAACCGGCUUCUUCAUCAUGGCCUAUGGCGCGCAGCAAGUCCAUGUUCUCCAGUGGGACAAGUUCCACGAGACCAUUUCCGAGCCCUCGCGGGCUGAGGCCCGGUUCCAGGCGGAAGGCCUCGACACUUUCCACCAUCUGCUCGUCCCGUACAACGACCCGACGUUGAUCAACUCGGAGCUGGACAAGCGCGACGGCUUCACCCAGACGACUCUUAACAGGAAAUCCAAGAUGUGGAAGCGACUGGCCGGGAGCAUCACCCAACGCGUGCUUGUCCGCGUCAUCGGGCAGCACAUCACCAGCUGGCACGUCGACACCACGGACCGCGUCCAGGGAGCCUUGCAUGUGGCCGCAGAGAUGGAGCUCGACAGGAGACUGCCGAAGCAUUACCUGCAGUCAAAGGAGCUCAGGUUCAGCUUUCCGCAGAACGCCAAGACGUACACGGCUGAUGUUGUCGGUGCUGAUCGAACCCUGGCGGCCACGGAUGCGACGUCCUACAUGAUGUCCGUCAUGAACGACGGGAACAAGGCGUUGUCCGACGACGACGUUGUUGCAGAGCUUCAGUUGGCCUUUAUCAUUGGAGUACACCUGGGAAACCAUGCCUGCAUCCAGCAGUGGUGGCACAUGGUGCUCAAGCUCGUCCUCAAGGCAUUCCUGCUGCCGGAGCUCCGCCCGGUCCUUGCCGCUAAACUGCUGUAUUGUCUUGCUGCACAGCUCGAAUACAGCGCCCGCUGGCUCGACGAGACCAUCCUGGACCCCAACGAGCCCAACAGCAACGAGCUGCGGCUCGCCCUCAUCAUCUACAAGCGCAGGCUCGACGAGGUCCUCGAGGGCCUUGGCGACCAAGCCACAAAGGAACAGCUCACCGUCGGCACUGCCUUCGCCAAGAUCGAGUCGGAAGUCGUCAGCCUCGGAUGGGAGCUGGACGGCGACUACCUCCGCAAGGGCAAGGUGAUGAUGGAGGACGGCGAGGAGGUGGACGUGGAAAUGGCCGAGCUGCAGGCCGAGGACGAGCGCGGCGAGUGGGCGCCCGAAGUCGUCGAGCUCGACGAGCACGGUCGUCAGCGGGACUUGGUGUCGUGGCACGACUAGAAGACUGUG